AAGCACAAAUAAAUCUGAUAAGCCAGUUUACCAAAAAAAAAAAAAAAGUCAAGUAAAUGCUAAGGCUUAUUAUGACUAUGACUUUUGAAAAACGUUUAUAUUAGAGGUUAAGGUUUAAAACCUUGGAAGCUAGUUUCUCAUGUGGUAUUUCAGAUGACACAAGAGGAUACAACUAUUGGCACAGAGGAUACAGGGAGGAACUGUAGUGAGCAGUGCUUAUUACAGCAGGACUUCUGCCACGCCCAUUUCUUCACUUCCAAGCACCUCUUCCUUCCCAGUUCACUUAGUAGAUCCUCUUGGGAGUGGAGGGGGAGGCAGGAAGAUUUGCCGUGGGGCACUGCUUUUCACAGUACCUCUUUACUCAUUUCAGAAGAUAGUAUAAUAUAUAGGUGGAGCUUUGGGAUACCUUCUUAAAGUCCCGAGUCUCCAGGCUUUGCUGAGACACUUUGGUUCUUGCCCAGCAAGGGAGUAAGUAGUCAAAAUGAUCCCUGGGGGCUUGACGGAGGCCAGACCUGCUACUCCAGAAAUCCAGGAGAUCGCUGAUCAGGUUAAACAACAACUUGAAGAAAAAACAAAUGAGACUUAUGAGGAAUUUGAAGCUGUAGAGUAUAAAAGUCAAGUUGUGGCUGGAAUUAUUUUCUACAUUAAGAUUCGAGUAGGUGAUGGGCGUUAUACUCACAUAAAAGUAUUCAGAAGUCUCCCUGGACAAAAUGAGGAUUUGAAACUUGUUGCUUAUCAGACUGACAAGCAUGAGGAUGAUGAGCUGACUGCCUUUAACUAAACAUUCCAUAAGUGGCCUGAUUUCUUUCAUUGGCUGCUGAUUAAUGGUCCUUGUUCAUAGAUGCGACCACCAAUAAACAAGUAUUUCUCUUCAAA
This is a messenger RNA of Perognathus longimembris pacificus (Pacific pocket mouse), 876 nucleotides long. RefSeq names its product cystatin A (gene Csta). Gene Ontology annotation, molecular function: cysteine-type endopeptidase inhibitor activity. The coding region runs from base 482 to 781 and encodes 99 amino acids. The transcript is spliced from 3 exons. Gene Ontology annotation, cellular component: cytosol. The record is from RefSeq and is a predicted model, not a curated record. NCBI's taxonomy places the organism in Eukaryota, Metazoa, Chordata, Mammalia, Rodentia, Heteromyidae.